Molecule: messenger RNA, 6959 nt
Organism: Lagopus leucura (white-tailed ptarmigan)
Lineage: Eukaryota; Metazoa; Chordata; Aves; Galliformes; Phasianidae
Product: zinc finger protein 585A-like
Exons: 4
Coding region: 2015-5179 (1054 amino acids)
Biological process (GO): regulation of transcription by RNA polymerase II
Cellular component (GO): nucleus
Molecular function (GO): RNA polymerase II transcription regulatory region sequence-specific DNA binding; DNA-binding transcription factor activity, RNA polymerase II-specific
Source: RefSeq, a predicted model, not a curated record
GGGCCGCGUCGCGAGGAUGGGAGCGUUGAGGAGAUGUCGUGUGGUGCCCCCGCCCCGCGGCACCGAGGCUGAAAGGCGGGCGUCGGCCGUGGGGCCGUCGUGAAGGAACUUCUGCCACGCUUCAGAACUCUCUUCUCCAUCUGUCCCAAGGCUGAGACAUCUACAAGCAACGUGGAGCGCGGGCCUUGAGGCCUGGAGGCUUGAAGAGCAAGGGGGAAAGCAGGAAGGCAGACAAAAGGCCUCAAAGCCUUCAGACCAAAGGGAGAUCUCAGGGCCAAACAGGGCUGGUAGCACACAGGGAGGCCAGGGGGUGCAGGUGUGUGAAACCAAGAGGAUGGCCUGGAGGCCUGGAGAGAGGCCACAGUCCGGCCAAGAGACCUAGAGGCGUGCAGACCCGGAGGUAGGUCUGGUACAAGGCAUAGUGAUGUAUAGGGAUCAAUAGACCUGGAGUUUAAGAAGCUAUCCAGUCUAAUUUUGAGAGGCAGACACAUCUGCCUGGAUACUUAGAGGCUUGCCAAGAGGCCUCGAAGCCCCACAAAGCAGUGCUAAGCAAGGGGAUCCCAGCCCCUACCCCCAUUGCACUCACCUCUGCUGGGCUGGUCCCCUUGUGAUGGUUGAUACCUGAUGGAUGUGGUUAAGAGUAUCGUGGUGUCACAGUGUCUGAGUGGCAGUGCCCACAGGAUACAGAGUUUCUGAGCUCUUAGCUGAGUGGCACAGUCGGGUGCUCUCAAGGACCCAGAGCCAUUAGUUACAGCAAACUGCAUAAAGCACCUCACAGCCCAAUCUGCUUUCACACUGAGCACUAGUACUCUCAGCAGCAGAUCUCCCCAAAUAACCCUCCUAAUUAGGGGUAGGUGCUUAUCAGGUCAUCCCCAAUACAUCUCGGGCUCAAGAGAAUGUAUUUCCUUGUAGUAAUUGUGGCCCUGCAGAGCUGGGCAAGAUUGGUUUAACCAUUGAGCAGGAAGAGAAGUCACACACCCACCUUGCACUAUUUCCAGUCAUGCUCUUGUUUGCUCAUAAGAUGGUAUUUUCAUGGAUGCUCACGUGGUGUUUUCACACAAAGCCUCACAAGGACUCGGGUUUCUCACCACAUGAUGUCUGUAGGGCGCAGGCAGCACAGAUGUGGGGCCCAGGAAGUAUUGAACGUGUGAUAGAGUUGUUCUGCUCUAGCCCUGGGUGCUGCUUGGGGACACUGUGGUGUUGCCUUGGAUGCUGGGCAGCUGGCUGGAAACGUGACGUUUCCCAGGCUGUGAGAUUGCAGUGGUUUUUUGAUGCCUUCGUGUUCCGUAAUCAACAGCAUCGGUUUUGAAUCAAGUGUCCUGUGCUAGCCGGGCCAGGGCUGGGACACGUGUGAACCCUGGAGUCUUUGUGAAGUGAUGUGGGACUCGUAGGAGCGCUGUGGCUGUCACCGUGUCCUCAGGGACUGUGUCGUGUUGGGCUGCCACUGGAGGAAGCAGCGAGCCCUGCGGCCCUUCAGCAAAAGCAGAUGUAUUUUUUCUGUCUGAGGCUUUCCUAAAACCAGCAUCGCUCCGUGAGAUGGAAUGAAGGCUGCUCAGCUUGCAGCCAGGCAUGCCUUGCGGCUGGGGCACGCAGCAUUGGUGCCAGGCUCUGAGCAGAGCGAGUCCGGCCAGGCAUGGCCGCGUUCCGCGGGGCCGUUCGGCUGCGGCCUCCCCCUCCCCGCGCCUACAAAUCCCAGCAGCACCACGGGCUGCGGGAGGCUGCACUGUAAACAGAGGCUCUGAACUCAGGCCAGACCCCGCCGCUGGCUCCUUCCUUUCCCCUCGGAGAGCUCGGAGGAGGAGGAGGGUCCAGGCGCCCGCCCAGCCGCUCCCGCUGCGCGCCGCUCCGUGCCGCGCUCACACUGCUCUGCUCUCGCAGGGACCCGCAGCCAUUUGGAGGAAGUUGGGGAAGCUCCAAACCGGCACUGGAAGGUGGAAGGAGAGGACAGCCGCCGCCCCGCGUCACCCCGAGAGUCUGCGUCCCCUCCGUGUGCCAUCUGGGCCCUGGGGGAACCAUGUCUGCGGGGGGGGCUCCCCAGCACCCGACUCCUGCACGAGGGAAAGACCAAGGAAGCGCUCAGGGUGCCGGGAUGCUGCCAAGCACUUCUGUGCGUGGUGAAAACCCAGAGAACAGAGAAAACCAAACCGAACCAAACCAGAAAAGCGAUGGCCAGCUGCUGAAACACCUCUCCUCUCUCCUGGAGCAGCCUGCCCACAUCCUGAACCUGCUGCCUUACCCCAGGCUGAACGAGGUGCCCAGGGCUGGACAUGAACUGGGUUCUGCGGGUGCAGAGAUCCCCUCUGACCCCUGCACAGGCUACAGAUUUUUCAAGCCCGGUGGCUUGUUCGGUAUUAAACAGUCGGAGGAGCCGUUCCCUGAAGGCCAGCAGAUGCAGGAGGACAGCAAGAUCCUCGUGAGCCCCUGUGCAGUUGAGCCUGUCCGAACGAACAAGGUGGAGCAGCCUGAUGAGAAGCCCGGGGUUGCUGCAGGCUCUCUGGAGCUGUACCCCACCGGUGCCAGCAGCUCCAGCCGCUGGUUCCAUGGCGGGCAGCGCGCUCCCGAGCGGGCAGGCACGGAGCGGGACGGCGCGGCCGGCCUCAGCCCGCUGCCCUCCAGGGUGGGCUGCUGGGUGCCCCAGCUUGGCAAUGGCCCCUUCCGCUGCGCCCAGUGCGGGAAGGGCUUCCGCCAGAAGCAGAGCCUCAUCACUCACGAGAGGAUCCACACCGGGGAGAAACCCUACAGGUGCGGGGAUUGCGGGAAGAGCUUCAGCCAGCGCCCCAACCUGCUGACCCACCGCCGUGUGCAUACUGGGGAGCGGCCCUUCCCCUGCACGCAGUGCGGCAAGAGCUUCAGCCAGAAGGCCAACCUCCUGGCCCACCAGCGCAUCCACGCCGCCAACGAGAAGGCGCUGGCAGGGGGUGAGCAGGAGGACGGUGGCUCCGGCAAACCGAAGCUGCGGGCUACGCAGCGCAGCUACCAGGACGACACCCCCUUUGUGUGCCCCGAGUGUGGGAAGAGCUUCCGGCAGAAGCCCAACCUCAUCACGCACCGGCGCAUCCACACGGGCGAGCGGCCCUUCACCUGCUUCCUGUGUGGCAGGAGCUUCAACCAGAAGACCAACCUGGUGACGCACUACCGCGUGCACACCGGGGAGCGCCCCUUCGCCUGCACCCAGUGCGGCAAGCGCUUCACGCAGAAAACCAACCUCGUGACGCACCAGAGCACCCACACUGAUGUCCGCCCCUACCCCUGCGGGCAGUGCCAGAAGUGCUUCAAGGACAAGGUGUCCCUCAAAGCCCACCAGAAGACGCACGCCCCACGCCAGAGGAGGUGCCCGGGUCGGGGUCCGGCUCCCACCCUACCCUUCGGGGCUGCACCCACACUGCUGCAGCCAGGCAGCCUGGAGCAGGAGGCUCCUUUCAGCUCCAUGCCGCCGCUGCCCGUUCAGAAGAUCCCCGAAGGCCAGGAGCUGUACUCGUGCACGGAAAAGGGCUUCCCCUCGAAGGAGCAGCUGCUGCCCACGCAGCAGGCCCAUCUAGGGGAGCAGGCCUUCCCCUGCGUGCAGUGUGGGGAGGGGUUUUGCCCCAAGGUGACUCUGCUCCGGCCGCAGCAUGGCCCCACCGCCGAGGCUCCUGCUGGCUGCGCUGCAGGCUUCAGCCCCGGCCCACACCUCCUGGGGCACCUGGGGGUGCAGCCUGUCCUCGGGGACGGCACGGCCCCCACACCACCCACCCCCGGAGCGGAGAAGCCCUUCAUCUGCAAUCAGUGUGGCAACAGCUUUGGCCUGUGGAUCUCCUUGGUUGCUCACCAGAAGACUCACGUGGGGCAGAAGUCCUACCAGUGCCCCGAGCACGACAAGAGCUCUGGAGAUGAGCUGUCCACCAAAUCUCCCCAGGAGAAAGACAUGGAGGGGAGAGCCUGGCUGUGCCCCGAGUGUGGGAGAAGUUUCGUGCAGUAUGAGCGUUUGGUGAAGCACCGCCAGAACCACCGGGGCCGGGGUCCUUAUCGCUGCGACGUCUGCGGGAAGAGGUUCAGCCUGAAGACCAACCUGGUGACUCACCAGCGCAUCCACACCGGCGAGCGGCCCUUCACCUGCGGCGUCUGCGGCCGCCGCUUCAACCAGAAGGGCAACCUGGUGACGCAUUACCGCACGCACACCGGCGAGCGCCCCUUCGCCUGCACCCAGUGCGGCAAGCGCUUCGCUCAGAAGCCCAACCUCAUCGCCCACCAGAAGACCCACUCGGGCAGGCAGCCCUUCACUUGCCUGGAGUGCCCCAAGCGCUUCAAGAGCAAGCUCUCCCUCCGGGUCCACCAGCGCGUGCACGUGGUGGAGCGGCCCCAGAGCGAGCCGGGCCCCGGCCAGACACCGCCCAGCCUGCAGAGCCACCCCGGCAGCCCGUACCCCUGCUCGCUCUGCGGGGAGUCCUUUGAGGAGCACGGCGAGCUGCAGCUGCACCGGCAGGGCCACGCUGGCGAGCGGCCGCACGCCUGCGCCGAGUGCGGCAAGCGCUUCCGGCAGAAGGUGAACCUGGCUGUGCACCAGAGGACCCACACCGGGGAGCGGCCCUUCCACUGUGCCGAGUGCGGGAAGGGCUUCAGCCAGAAGGCUCACCUCCUCCGGCACCGCCGGACGCACACCGGUGGUGUGCCGCCCUCCUGCUGCGAGGGGACCUGCCCGGCACACCGCGACGAGCCGGACGCCAGCGCUGCCCUGGGGAAGGGACCCGCGCCGCCUGGCGCGCUGCUGCCGCCCUGCUCCCGUGGAGCCGUGCAGGGAUCGCUGCCGCGGGAAGAGCUGCGGCCGGGAGCGCAGCCCGGCCCAAACAGAGCAGAGAGCCCAUCCGGGGCCGCAGACAUCCUUCUGCAGCUGAUGCAGGAAGAGCAGCACCUGGUGUCUGGCUCGCAGCACCCACAGGAGGCGCCCGCUGGGCAGUGCCCCUGCAAGUGCUCCGAGGGCGGGGAAGGGUUGGGUGGGAAGCCCAGCCUGCAGCCGCAGUGCUGCUGCGCCGACUGCGUGACCCAGAGGCAGCUGCUGCUGAAGCCCCAGCAUGACUGCCGCGCUGAGAUCUGGUGCAAGUACGGCGGCUGUGGAAGAAGCUUUGAGGACAAGAGAGUCCUGAGAGUGCCUGAGAGAGCGCACAGCGAAGAGAAAACCUCGCCGUGCCCGAGCUGCUUGUAACGCGCCCGCUGCCACGCGCCCACCCAAGCGAGGGACCGCACCUUGUUGCUCUUGCGGCAGGGACACCAAACCUGGCUCGGUGGGAGCUCGUGCCAAGAGCCAACUGCUGACCAACUGCGGACCUGUAAGAGUCUGAGGCAGGGCAGGCUGUGAGUCCCAGCCUGCGGGGCUCGGGAGGACUGUGGUGGUUCUUGUGAACAGGACACUUGCGAGUGAAGCACCCUGGAGGUGGGGGUGUGAGAUGCAGCAGGUUGGUCACGAGGCAGUGGAUGGACUUGGACACAACGCGUGAGCUUUCUGUGUUUUGAACAUACCAAAUUGUAAGGCGGGUGGAGCUGAGGAGCAGCAGGUGCCGGAUCAUGGGUCUGCAGCGCUUCUGCCAGCACCUGCCUGUGAAGAGUUGGAUUGCGCGGGGUGGGGAGGAGCUCGGGAUCCUGCAUGCUGACUUAAGGAUCGCUUCUGCCGUGCAGGAGGCCGGGCAGAGGCAUGUCUGCUGGGGCCUGGCUCCAGGCUGAGCGUUGCAGUCCUGCAACAUGCAGACCUGGCGUGGGGCACAGAGGGGCCUUGGUGGGCUGGGAGCUUCCGCCAGAGCCCUCUGCCCUCAGCAUCCAGACUGAUGUCCCUCCACAAAAAGGCUGAGGGCCGGAGAGCUGUGCCCCGCUAUUGGCUGCCCACCAGUGUGGGCAGAGGAGCAGCUUCGCUGGGGGAUGAGCGAGCUGCAGAGGGCAGCUUCCUGCCUCGAGGACCCUGGAGGAUCACAGCUAAGUAUCUCCUCCGAGCCGGGAGGGGUAAUACAGGGUGAAUAUGGGGGGUGGGGAUGGGGAAUGUAGCUUCCGCUUCUGUACUUGCUCUAUGGAUAACCUUUCUGAGUAGCGCCUCUUUCUGGUACUCACCUAACUUCUGCAUAGAUAACCAGGAGUGCCGGGCAGCGGUGUCUGCACUGCCCACAGCUGCGCCCGUGCUGGUGGGCGAGCAGUGUGGAGCUGUCUGGCUGGGGCAGGGCUGUGGGGCAGAGCUUUAGGGAUGGGAGCUGCUGGCCUGGAAGCUGUUCCCGCUUGGAAACGCGCUUUGCAUAAAAGGGGAAGCAAAUCUCGCCUGCUGUGUCCAGAGGGCCCGGCUUGCCACUGCUCCCCUCGCGCUGUGAGCUGUGCAGCCCCAGCCCUAGCAGCACGCCCCUAUCGCUUCGCUCAGCUGCAGAGCCUCCUUGCUACCGUGGUUUGGCAAAGACCUUCGCUGAGGACAUGCGGGUGCUGCCAGCGGUGCCCGGCGCGAUCCUGGGUGCGCUCUGCCUGCCGCCUCCUCCCCUGUGUUGCGGGGGCACAGUGUGAGGGAGGCUGCUUGCUGUGCAGUGAGCAAUCGCCUCGCCGGCUGCCCAGCACAGAGGUGGGGUCUCCGUUCCUGGAGAUGUCCAACACCCAGAGGGACGCAGCCUGGCGCAGCGGCGCGGUGGCCCUGAUGGGCAGGGAUGGAGCAGGCCAUAACCAGAGCUGCUCAGCCCCAGGACUUGGAGCGGCCAGGAGGGCACACCGGGACGGCCCCGCUGGACCUGCGUGCUGGGUAAGGAUGUUUUCUGUUAGCAGAGUGCCCGGCUGGUGGCACGGCCACGCGAGGGAUGGUGGCAUCCUGCCGUGGGGUCCCUGGCUCCAUCCCCAGGCAGGGAGUGGGCAUUGCUCCCUGCAGCGCUCAGCCCCGCUCACCCAGCAUCACGCUCCAGCGACGUUUCAGGUCCUUGCAACUCUAUUUUUUUGAGGUUAUUUAAAAUAAAAGCUUACUCACAGCA